Molecule: messenger RNA, 996 nt
Organism: Clonostachys rhizophaga
Lineage: Eukaryota; Fungi; Ascomycota; Sordariomycetes; Hypocreales; Bionectriaceae
Source: the annotation of a GenBank genome assembly
AUGCGUGCUUCGUUAUCCACCGUCGCCCUCGUCGCUGGGGUGUUCAGCCUCCAUGCCUCAGCAAACCCAAUACAGACUACACGCUCUUCUAAUCACCAGCCUCGAGAGCUUUUGCAGCUCCCGGGGAUAUGGAUAGAAAACAUCGCUGUGCGACACAACGGGGAUUUAUUGUUGACCACAAUCGGCAAGGGGGACAUCUACUCGUUUAACCCAUCCCGUCCAAAUGCCCAACCACAGAUUGUGGCAAACUUCGAUCAAAUCAGCGCUGCAGCUGGCAUUACUGAGAUUGGCAAAGAUGUAUUUGCCAUCACAGGAGCGGAAUACAGCUCGGCAGUUGGGUUUACACCUGGCUCAAUCCAGAUGAUCCGGGCUGAUUUCAGCAAGGACCGCUGCGGAGCGCAUAAGAACACUACAGCUCCAUCAACCGACUUCAUACUACGGGGAGGUGACGUUGGGCCGCUGAAUGGAUUGGUUACGCUUCCAUGGCAUCCGAAUUUUGUUCUGGGUGCAGACUCGACGAAGGGGUUGGUUUGGCGUGUUGACACCGCCUCUGGCGAGGCCGCGGUUGUUAUCGAGGACGAGUUACUAACCCCCGGCCCUGUUGGACCAUAUGAUUUUGGCGUCAAUGGGCUGAAGAUAUUCGGAGAUUAUCUCUACUUCACGUGCACGAAACGACGAGCGCUGGGACGAGUCAAGAUCGACGCGUUCGGAAACAAGGUCGAACCCGCCAAGCUCAUUGCCCAAUUUGGAGACGCUGAUUCCGGUGCUGCCACGGAUGACUUCGUCAUGGAUAAGAAGGGGAACGCUUUUGUCACGGUGCGUCCGAACCUCUUGUACAAGGUUUCUCCGGGGGGUGAAAAGACCAUUGUGAUGAAUGGUAUGAUUAUUGCCCCGGCCUCUGUGGCACUCAGCAGGAACGAGAAGAAGCUUUUCGUUGUCACAGCAGGCGACGAGGCAGCUUCUAUUGGAGGCCAGGUGGUGGAGCUUGACAUUUGA